Messenger RNA from Ahaetulla prasina, 5591 nucleotides. RefSeq names its product TBC1 domain family member 2B (gene TBC1D2B). The record is from RefSeq and is a predicted model, not a curated record. Bases 1580 to 3871 code for a protein of 763 amino acids. Lineage: Eukaryota; Metazoa; Chordata; Lepidosauria; Squamata; Colubridae. The transcript has 12 exons.
ACAGCGCAGGAAAUGGCUCGGCAGAUGAGAUCAGAGCUGCGAUGACUUCCACGUGGUAGCGUGUUGCUUCAUGCCGGCUUCGUGGUCCACAUUCGGGGGCCGGAUGAGAGGGAGAAAAGGCUCCUGUCAUGCAGGGCCAGGCGCCACCUGUCGGCCUCAGCCCGGGGACCCCUGCAAAACUGGGGCAAAUUGGCCUUCCUCACCUGGAGGUUUCCAGUUGUGCUGGGAUUACAACUCCCAGGAUUCCCAGCCAGUGAUUGUUCACAGAACUGUUCACAAGCCAAACAAGGCUCUGUGAAAGCUGCCUCACCACAUUUUUCCCCCAUGGGUCACAAGAAGCUGUUUCAUUGAUUUGGUGAUUAUUUUUUCUUUGUUUUUCUCCACAACAGCAAACAUUUAUUUAAAACUUACUUUAAAGAUAAUAUAUAUUGGAAAUUGUGGUGUAUGUAUGCCUAUGUGCAUGUGUGCCUGUGUAUAUACACACAUAACACAUCAACAAAUACACACAAACAGCCAACUUUUUGUUUUAUUUUGUAUUAUGUUGGAUUUUUAACUGAAUUGCCAAACAUUGAUUUUUUUCAAACAUAUACAAGGGACGGUAUGUUUACAUGUGUAUAUUUUGUUGACUAUCCAGUUGCAACAAUGUCAUUCACAAUUUCCCCCUUUUUAGCAGCCAUGUUUUUAAAGAGAUGGGCAGUAAAUAUAACGUAUGCCGCCCUUGUGGGUAAGGGAACCAUUGUGCAGUCGGCACUUGUUGGGUUGCUCUGAUUAGAUGGCUGUUUGAGCUUUUGUUGAGGGUGGUAGAGUGUGUGUGUGUCUCCGCCACCUUUUGUCAGUGCCCCCCAAGCAGCGGUAGGUUGCUACCAGUUCGCCCCGGAUUGGGCGAACCAGUAGCGGCAACAGCAACGGUGGGAGGCUCCGCCCACCUGACCAGACGCUUCUGCGCAUGCACGUGCCCACGAGCGAACCGGUAGCGACAGGUUUUGAAACCCGCCUCUGCCCCCAAGGGCAGUUCCUGAAGAUCAGGAAUGGUUGUGGUCCAGAAGAGAGGGGUCGGCUAAAGGAGGGAAGGGGAUGCCUUGCACUUUCCAUCCUCGAGGAGCAAAUUUGGCUUAACAGACGUGGUCCCUGCUAGGCCAGAAGAGCCAGAAACAGCCCAUCUCCUUUCUCCGCAGAGCUGCAGCGGAAGAGCUGGGCCUGCCCUUCUCACUGGCUGCGGUUUCCUCCGGGGAAGCCUAUGCAAAGUUACAGGAAGCCACUUCAAGGCCUCCCGCCAGCUUCUCCUCAGUGAGCAGAGAAGCCGAGCCUGGGAUGAUCGCUCUGCGGGCAGACAGAUUGCACGGCGCUACCCGCAAAUGCUUCGGCGGAGAAAGCCCGCCACGUCCUCGCCGUUGAGAUUGCCCCCACGGAGCUGGUAGGGGAGCAAGCCGCCUGCCUGCCCGCUCCAGGCCACCCCGGCCCCAUCAACUUCUCCUUGAGGCAGCUGGGCACUGACAUCAGGAAUUCUGUGUCUUCCUUAAGAACCGGAAAAGGAAGUGGUGAAAACCGCAGGAGUGUUUUUUACACAGAAGAAUGGGAAAUGCUGGACCCCACCCCCAAAGACUUGCUGGAGUCAGCGGCUCAGGAAGAAAAGCGAAGGCUGGCAGCCGAGUCCAGCAAAGGUGGGACCGGCUCAACCUUCCCCUUUGAUUUUGGCCGCCUCCCGCAAAAGGCCAGGCGUCCCCUGAAGGACCCCAUGGCUUCCAGCAAAGGCCGAGGCAGCCUGGAGGCCUCUCCUCUGGAGUGGAAUGGAGGCCGGCCGGCCACAGAGGCGCAGCUGAAGUUGCAGAGUCAGCAGGAGAACCUGGAGCAGCUGAAGACGGAGCUGGCCAGCCAGAAGGAACUGGUGCGGCUCCUGCAGCAGACAGUCCGGUCCUCCCAGUACGACCGGUAUCUAGCGGGGCCCCUCUGCGAUGGGAGCACCAAGGGCCACUUGGAACUGCUUCACCAGAAAGACCACCAGAUUUUGGGUCUCAACCAUCAGCUGGAGAAGCUGAACCUGGAGAAGGAGCACUUGCAACAGGAGGUGGCUGGCCUGAAGUCCACGGUGGGGGAGCUGGGGGAGCAGCUGGACAUGCUGAUGGAGACCAUCCAGGCGAAGGACGAGGUGAUCAUGAAGCUGUCCAGGGAGCUGAGCGAGUGCGAAGCCUCCUGGCAGAGCGGAUCAGCCGACGCCUCCCCCCCCAUCAGCAAGGAGCAGCAGGAGCUCAACAAGCUGAAGGACAGCCUGCAGGGUUACAAAACCCAGAACAAGUUCCUCAACAAGGAGAUCCUGGAACUUUCUGCUUUACGGAGAAAUGCUGAGAACAGGGAGAAGGCGCUGAUGGCAAAGCACAACAGCCUGGAAGCCCGGAUGUGCCAGGUGGAGAGCAGGUACCUGGUUCUGCUGCAGGAGAGGAAGAUGCCGGUGUGCUCAGAGGAGCCGAACCCCAACAGCGACCUGGUGGCCCGGCUCUUGGAAGAUGCCCUGAAGGUGGACAGCGCUGAGCAGCCCGAACAGGCUUACUUCAAGCCCCACAUGGUCAGUGAGUACGACCUGUACGGGUUCCAGACGGUCCCGGAGGACGAGGAAGAGGAGGAGAGGCUGGUGGCGAAGGUGCGAGCCCUGGACCUGAAGUCCUUGUCCCUCACGGAGCACCAGGAGAUGUCCACGAGUGUGAAGUGGGAGAACUUCCUAGCUGCCAGUGUGAACAGGGAGAUGGUCCAGACAGUGGAGCUGAAGAACCUUAUCCGGGCUGGGGUCCCACACGAGCACCGCUGCCAGAUCUGGAAGUGGUGUGUCGGCCUCCAUGUGAAGAAGUUCAAGGAGAGCAGGCCCUCCGGCUACUUCCAGGGCCUGCUGCAGGACGCGUUGAAGAAGCAGAAUCCGGCCUCCAAGCAGAUCGAGCUGGACCUCCUGCGGACCCUGCCCAACAACAAGCAUUACUCCUCACCCACCUCCGAGGGCAUCCAGAAGCUGCGCAACGUCCUGCUGGCUUUUUCGUGGCGGAACCCAGACAUCGGCUAUUGCCAGGGGCUCAACAGACUGGCGGCCAUCGCUCUCCUCUACCUGGAGCAAGAAGAUGCCUUCUGGUGUCUGGUGACCAUUGUGGAGGUCUUCAUGCCUCGGGACUAUUACACGAAAACACUGCUUGGCUCUCAGGUGGACCAACGUGUCUUCAAGGACCUGAUGAACGAAAAGCUGCCCCGGCUGCACGCCCACUUCGAGCAGCACCGGGUAGACUUCUCGCUCAUCACCUUCAAUUGGUUCUUGGUUGUCUUCGUGGACAGUGUAGUCAGCGACCUCCUCUUCAAAAUAUGGGAUUCCUUUCUCUACGAGGGACCAAAGCUUCUUGGACGCCCAGGUGAUCUUCCGGUUUGCUUUGGCCCUCUUCAAGUACAAAGAGGAGGAGAUCUUAAAGCUCCAGGACUCUACAUCCAUCUUCAAGUACCUGCGGUCUUUCACUCGCACAGUCCUGGAUGCCAGAAAGCUGAUGGGCAUUGCCUUCAGGGACCUCAACCCCUUCCCCCAGCGCCAGAUCAGGAACCGCAGGGCCUUCCACCUGGAGAAGGUGCGCCUGGAGCUGCUGGAGCUGGAGGCCAUGCGCGAGGACUUCCUGCGCGAACGGGAGACCCACCCGGAGAAAAGGGACCUGAUCAGCGAGGACGAGGAAGAUGGCUGAAGGGACCUUGGGGGACCCCUUCGGGGUUUUUCCACAGUGCAGAACCUCCUGGGGAUUCGAGGGCAGAUUUCCAAACCCAGCGUUCCACCACAGAGGCGGUUCCUGCUCAGGUAGCCAUUCAGUGUACCCAGCACUUCAGAUUUCCUUUCAGUUGUGCAGCUGAGCUGUGAGUGUUUUCCUCCCUUUCAAAGCCUCUGAAGUGCCUCCAGACACAAUACUGAAAGGCCCGUCGUUUUAUGCCAAAUUCUUUAGAUUGUGCCAUUUUGGAGACACUUUCCUCGUCGUCUUAAACAAAUGAACCAAGUCACGGUGCUUCAUCAGGUGUUGGUAGCUUUUGUGCAGCUUCAGAGACAUUCCACGGGGCCACGGCUCGGUCUUCCCACGUGGGAAGCAGGAGACAACCUGGAGGGCAGCACCAGGGUUUCCGGACGGCUGCCGUCUCCCUUCUGGGCUCGGGUCCCCAUCUCUGUUGGAAACCACCGGGGAACCAAGAAGGUGCUCCUUUCCCUGGCCUGGGGCUCUCAGAGGUGCCAUACUUCUCUGCAGGAUGGCCAGCCCCAUCUACGCCCGGCUAGAUCUCUCCAGCGCCAGUCUCCCUGGUCCUUGUGGUGAGAGCCUGUUGUUCCACAGACAGCAGAGUGGGUGGCAAACCCCAGCAAAGUUCCUGUUGGGGAGCCCGGGGACAGUUCAUCGCAGAAGAAUCCAAUCAUUCCUUCCAUACAGCUUUUGUUCUCCAAUACCACCCCCCCCCCGAGAUCUUUCUUGGGGAAGAUUGGGAGCUCUGCCUCCUCACAGCCAGGAUAUGCCUGCUCAUGGCCAGACGCAAGCCACUUCGGGGGCAAAGAAGGCGUCCCACAGCCCAAGGUCGGUUUGGGAAAGACAGAAUCCAGAUCGUGUGUGGGCGUCUGAAUACCUGGAAUCCUAGCCUAAUCCUAGGCGGUAACAGGGUGGCAGAGGAGGAGGGUGGCAGAGUUUUGGCUGACUUGUGACUCCCUGGAUAAAUGUUCGUGUCCUCAGCCAUUGUGUCGGCCAGUCUGGAGGGUUUCCUCGGGGGGUGGGGGGCUAUGUGGGAUGCCGCAACCUGCGUUCCUUGCAAUGGAGCCCAAUGGCUGGACAUCUUCCCCAUCCAGAGGCCUCCCAGACUGUCAGCAUUGAAGAGACCAAGAAAGGAGACAAGACAGGCACCCCCGCACGCCAGCACACAGCCCUGGGGCAGCUUGAAGAUGGGUGGACCCCAACUCCCGGAAUGGCUCUGCUGGCUGGGGAGUUCAGGGAGCUGAUGUCCAGCCAUCUUCCAGCUGCCAAGAUUGAGGAGCACCGGAUUUCCAGAUAUUGAGGUCUCAAUUCCUAUCAGGUUUUCCUUCCCUUUUUAUAAAGAAUCCCAAACUCUGCUAUGUACUAUAUAUGCAAAGUAUUUAUGCAUGAUGUCUAUUCAAGCAGAAUGUAACACACACACCCUUCCUGCUUUUGCAGUUUGCACAAGCUUCACACAGAUCCAGUCUAUUUUUCUGCCUUUCUUGCUGGAGGCCCUAGAACCACACACACACAUACACACACACACACACACACACACGCUCAAAAGCCUCUUCCCUCUGGAGGUGGAGUCGCAAGUAAGAGUCCCGUAUCCUGCGGAGGGAACACAUUGCAGGGCUCACAGCCGGUGGAACCCCCGGCACAGGGGUGGUGCAGGAGAUUCUCUUCCACAUAGGACGAGUGCAGUCGGGGCUCCUGAGAAUUCUUUGGGGUUCAGAACUCCUGAGUUCAUUUGCCAAAUUUUUGCAACCUCUUGAAAAUAGACCGUUUCCUGUCUUUGAUUUUUAAACGUUUUUGAUUUUCAUUCCUGUCUGGUUUUGUCUGACCAAUCCUAGUAAAUAAAUGUACCUGACCACC